AUGAAGACUCUCCUGCUCGUCUUCUUCUGUGCCCUCAUCUCGGUUUCCCUCGCCAGACCGGCUCUCCACGAGGACGAGUACGUCGAACUCUACAAAGUGACCGAUCCGCCGACCGUAUUCCUCCGCACCAACCACGUCGUCGCCAACGUCGUCCAUCAUUCCGGUCCCCUGGCUCAUCGUUCGCACUCCGGACCGGCUCAGCUCCGUGCUUCGCUCAAUGGCAAAGGAGUCGCCAUUGCCACCCGGACAAAAUAA
Caenorhabditis sp. 36 PRJEB53466 is the source of this 255-nucleotide messenger RNA. Lineage: Eukaryota; Metazoa; Nematoda; Chromadorea; Rhabditida; Rhabditidae. The record is from the annotation of a GenBank genome assembly.